Oryzias latipes (Japanese medaka) is the source of this 552-nucleotide messenger RNA. NCBI's taxonomy places the organism in Eukaryota, Metazoa, Chordata, Actinopteri, Beloniformes, Adrianichthyidae. The record is from RefSeq and is a predicted model, not a curated record.
AUGGAGGCUCCUCAGAGGGCCCGGGAGGCCCCUCAAAGGCGUCACGGUGGUCCCUCAAGGGCCCCAGGGAAGGUCCCUCAAAGGCUCCACGGAGGCCCUUCAAAGGCUCCAUGGAGGCCCCUCAGAGGGUCCCAGGGAGGCCCCUCAAAGGCUCCAUGGAGGCCCCUAAAAGGCUACAUGGAGGCGCCUCAGGGAGGCCCCUCAAAGGCUCCACGGAGGCACCUCAAAGGCUCUUUGGAGGCCCCUCAAAGGCUCCAUGGAGGCCCCUCAAAGGCUCCAUGGAGGCCCCUCAAAGGCUCCACGGAGGCCCCUCAAAGGCUCCAUGGAGGCCCCUCAGGGAGGCCCCUCAAAGGCUCCAUGGAGGCCCCUCAAAGGCUCCACGGAGGCCCCUCAAAGGCUCCACGGAGGCCCCUCAAAGGCUCCAUGGAGGCCCCUCAGGGAGGCCCCUCAAAGGCUCCAUGGAGGCCCCUCAAAGGCUCCACGGAGGCCCCUCAAAGGCUCCACGGAGGCCCCUCAGGGAGGCCCCUCAGAAGGCCCAGGGAAGCCCCUUAG